Alternaria alternata is the source of this 1311-nucleotide messenger RNA. RefSeq names its product putative aldehyde dehydrogenase. Gene Ontology annotation, molecular function: succinate-semialdehyde dehydrogenase (NAD+) activity. The transcript is spliced from 4 exons. The record is from RefSeq and is a predicted model, not a curated record. Bases 1 to 1311 code for a protein of 436 amino acids. Lineage: Eukaryota; Fungi; Ascomycota; Dothideomycetes; Pleosporales; Pleosporaceae.
AUGUAUGCAGUAGGCGCCACGGAGGCCCUGUGUACGCAGGCCGUGGAGUCGUGUGCCGAUGCUUUCACUACUUGGAGGAACUCAAAGCCGUUUGAGCGUCGUAGACUCUUCAAUCGACUCGCACAGCUUAUGCGUGAUGAGAGCGAGUAUAUCCAGACACUGAUACAGCGAGAAAUCUCAUGCUCAGCCCUAUGGGCAGAGAUAAACGUCUUAGACUCCAUCGCCAUCGCAGAAGACAUUGCUGCCACAGUGACCUCCGGAGUGCUUACUGGCAUAGCACCUAUCGUAAGGGCGCCGGAUGCGCAAGCGAUCGUUUUGAAAGAACCUUAUGGCGUGAUUCUUGCUAUCGCGCCAUGGAACGCGCCACUGAUCUUGGGACUUCGUGCAGUCGCUGCAGCUGUUGCCGCAGGGAACACGGCCGUGCUGAAGGGCUCUGAGAUGUGCCCUCGAACGCAUCAUCUAAUCGCGAAGCUGUUCCAACAAGCAGGCUUCCCUCCGGGGGUGCUUAACUUCAUUCAGCACAGUCCAGAAAAUGCAUCCACCUGCUUCGAGGCUAUGAUCUCGCACAAAGCAGUACGGAAGUGCAACUUCACGGGUUCGACCGCGGUAGGUCGUCACGUUGCUCAGCGUGCGGCGUUUUAUCUCAAACCUGUGACGAUGGAGCUCGGAGGCAAAAAUUUCGCCAUUGUGUUGGAGGAUGCCGAUCUCGCGAACGCAGCGCAUCAAGUGCUCGCCGGAGCAAUGCUUAACUCGGGUCAGAUCUGCAUGUCCACCGAUAUAGUGCUCGUAGCCCGGUCGGUGGAGCGACGAUUCCGGGAACUCCUACAUCAGCAGCUGCCGAACGCAGAGCAGCAGGUAACCACGUUAAUCAAUGCUAAAAGCGCAUCGAGAAUAGACACGCUCGUGGCGAACGCGAAAGAUGGUGGAGCUGCCACAAAGACAGUUGAGAGCGCGUUUGAUGCCUCACCUACCAUCAUCGAUGGCAUCACUUCGACAAUGGAUUUCUGGAGCCAGGAGUCGUUCGGUCCACUGCUAGGUCUUCGAGCUUUCGACGACGAAAAAGAGGCUGUCAGCCUGGCGAACGAAUCUUCCUACGGUCUCUCAGGUGCUAUCUUCAGUCGCGAUCACAUGCGCGCUUUGAAGCUCGCAAAAAGGCUGCAGACGGGUGCAGUACAUGUAAAUUCGAGCACUGUACACGAUGAGGUGUCUUUGCCCCACGGAGGAAGGAAGGAUAGUGGAUGGGGCAGGUUCGGUUCAACGUUUGGGUUUGACGAGUUCUUACAGACGAAAACUGUUAUCUUGCAUCCAUGA